This is a messenger RNA of Penicillium samsonianum, 213 nucleotides long. RefSeq lists its product as uncharacterized. The record is from RefSeq and is a predicted model, not a curated record. Bases 1 to 213 code for a protein of 70 amino acids. Lineage: Eukaryota; Fungi; Ascomycota; Eurotiomycetes; Eurotiales; Aspergillaceae. The transcript has a single exon.
AUGGAGAUCUGGCAGGUCAAAGAAUGUGGUUAUCGAAUCAACAAACGUCUUAAGGCUGACACGAAUAACCAAAAUGAAAUCGAGUCUCCUGGAAUGAAGGGAACUGGGGACAUUCAAGUUGGGCGAGGCUGGAAAUCUUCUGAUUGGGUGAAACACGCCCAAACACCGGACCUCCGCAACUCUGCAUCCCGACUCCGCCUGCGUCACUAUUGA